This is a messenger RNA of Raphanus sativus (radish), 898 nucleotides long. Its product is annotated as CRIB domain-containing protein RIC2-like. Lineage: Eukaryota; Viridiplantae; Streptophyta; Magnoliopsida; Brassicales; Brassicaceae. The record is from RefSeq and is a predicted model, not a curated record. The transcript has 3 exons. The coding region runs from base 372 to 791 and encodes 139 amino acids.
AUCGUCGUGGGAAGCUUAUUUAUGGUUGUAUUGAUUACACAUGAAUAAUGGAUAUUAUUGGGUAAUCCUGAAUGUUUAAUCCAGAAAUUAGGUUAAGUGGCACUGUUGGCCAACCAAAAGCAUCCCCAAAUAUACUCAAUAAUGACACUCUCUAGUUCUUUUAUUGGGUUAGGAAUUACAAAAUUCUUCAACGUCUUAAUGAUUAUAACUUGCUUACAAAGCCAUAAACACGGACGAGGUUGCGAAUAAAACCCCGACCAAAGUCCCCAGUUUUCCAUCAUUUCAUACACUCACACACGCUUGCAUAUCGACAAGCACAUACGUUCGCGAAGGUAGUAAGAAGAAACCAGAAAAGGAAAGAAAAAAAAAAGAUGAAAGAUAGGAAUCAUUGGAUACGACGAUUUGUGUCAUUACCAUUUUCAUUGGGUUGUUCAACGCAAUCCAGCGUCGCCGUUGCUGAUACUCAUGAUCAACCCAAGAAACCCAACCAGCUCGUCAAGAAGAGAGAAGAAAGUGAGGAAAAUGGCUUGUUUCGAAAAGAAGACACAAACGACGACGACGACAACAACAACAACGGCAGUGCUAAUAUCUCUGACAAAAUGAUUCGAAGCUUCAAAAGUUUUUCUCACUACUUCAUUCGUUACGAAGAUGAGAGGGAAGAAAGAGAGGCGGAGAUGGAGAUAGGGUUUCCAACGGACGUGAAGCACUUGAGCCACAUCGGAGUCGAUGGAACCAUGACCACUUUUGACUCAUCUUUUUCAUUCACCGGUUUCCACCUCGCUGCAGUCUGAUUUUAUUUGUAUCUUUAACUAAAACACAACUUUACAAAAAGAAAAAAACAAUAACAACUUUACAUAUAAUAUGCAAUAGUUCCUAAUUCCUAUGCGUCUUAAGAGUA